AUGGCUAUUAGAGACUCGAUCUUCGUGGACGGGACAUCAGCCCACGUCGUCUCAACCACCCUGCACUACUGGCUCGACCCGGCACACGGAGGAUGCAAAGAGUUCUAUGCCGGGACAGCAGGGGCAUACCGCAGGAAACAUGACGAACAACCCGCUCAAAUCACGGACGUCAGAGGACACGAGAAAGACUUCACCCUCGACAAGCAGGGCUUCGCAUACGUGCAGCAUGAGAGCAAGGAAAAAGAGUUCGCAAACGAAGAAGGCAUCAAGGAACGUCUCUACCCCGAAGUAAGCGAGCUGUUGAAGGACGUCACAGGAGCGACCCACGUCCGGCCCUUCUCCCACCUAGUCCGCUCGGAGAGGUGGGAAGACGUCCAAGCAGCAUGGCAAGGCAAGAAAGACGACGACAUCAUCCGCAAGAAAGUGCCCGCCCGGUUCGCGCACGUCGACCACUCGUACACGGGCGCCAUGCAGGUCCUGAACGACAACCUCACCGACGAAGCCGAGCGCGCCAGACUGACCACCAACACGAGGUGGGCGAUAAUCAACGUGUGGCGUCCCAUCCACCAUCCCGCCACGCGAGACGCGCUCGCAGUAUGCGACGCCCGCACCGUCGCCGAGUCGGACCUCGAGGGCGUGACCGCGCACCUGCCCCCACCAGGCAGCGAGAGCGGCAGCAACACGUACGAGAACGUCAGCCUAGGAAGGCACUUCGAGACGUGGGCCGUCAAAGCCAGCCCCGCGCACAAGUGGUAUUACAAGAGCGGGAUGACGCCUAACGAGGCGUUGUUGCUCAAGAUCUUCGACUCGAAAAUGGACGGCCGCGCGAGGAGGGUGCCGCAUACUUCGUUCGCGUGCGAUGAGGACUACGGGCCGUCGCGACACAGCGUCGAGGUUCGGUGUUUUGUGUUUUGGGAGGAUCAGAGCUUGGAGUGA
Cladophialophora yegresii CBS 114405 is the source of this 936-nucleotide messenger RNA. RefSeq lists its product as uncharacterized. The transcript is spliced from 3 exons. Gene Ontology annotation, molecular function: oxidoreductase activity. NCBI's taxonomy places the organism in Eukaryota, Fungi, Ascomycota, Eurotiomycetes, Chaetothyriales, Herpotrichiellaceae. The coding region runs from base 1 to 936 and encodes 311 amino acids. The record is from RefSeq and is a predicted model, not a curated record.